Erinaceus europaeus (western European hedgehog) is the source of this 1572-nucleotide messenger RNA. It is a transcript of the gene NMBR, whose product is annotated as neuromedin B receptor. The transcript is spliced from 3 exons. Lineage: Eukaryota; Metazoa; Chordata; Mammalia; Eulipotyphla; Erinaceidae. Gene Ontology annotation, cellular component: membrane. Gene Ontology annotation, biological process: bombesin receptor signaling pathway. Gene Ontology annotation, molecular function: bombesin receptor activity. The coding region runs from base 1 to 1170 and encodes 389 amino acids. The record is from RefSeq and is a predicted model, not a curated record.
AUGCCUCCCCAGUCAAUUUCCAAUCUCUCCCACACAGUAGGCUCCAACCAGAGCCCCCCGUUUCCCGGCGUGUCCGAAAGGGACUUCCUGCCCGCCCCAGAAGGGAGUACCGCUGAGUUUUUGAUCCGCUGUGUGAUCCCUUCCCUCUACCUGCUUCUCAUCACGGUGGGCUUGCUGGGCAACAUUCUGCUGGUGAAGAUCUUCAUCAGCAACAGUGCCAUGAGGAGCGUCCCCAACAUCUUCAUCUCCAACCUGGCAGUGGGGGACGUGCUGCUGCUGCUCACCUGUGUCCCAGUGGACGCCUCGCGCUACUUCUUGGACGAGUGGGUGUUCGGGCAGGUGGGCUGCAAGCUCAUCCCAGCCAUCCAGCUCACCUCUGUUGGGGUCUCAGUGUUUACACUCACUGCCCUCAGCGCUGACAGAUACAGAGCCAUAGUAAACCCCAUGGAUAUUCAGACAUCAGGGGCAGUGUUGUGGACCUGUGUCAAGGCCUUCUGUAUCUGGGUAGUCUCCGUGCUGUUGGCAAUCCCUGAAGCAGUUUUUUCAGAAGUGGCUCGCAUUGGCAGCUUGGACAACAACAGCUUCACAGCAUGUAUUCCCUAUCCUCAGACAGAUGAAUUGCAUCCAAAGAUUCAUUCAGUACUCAUCUUUUUGGUAUAUUUCCUAAUACCACUUGCUAUCAUUAGCAUUUAUUAUUAUCAUAUUGCAAAAACUUUAAUUAAGAGUGCACACAAUCUUCCAGGUGAAUACAAUGAAAAUACCAAAAAACAGAUGGAAACACGAAAACGCUUGGCUAAAAUUGUGCUAGUUUUUGUGGGCUGCUUUAUCUUCUGCUGGUUUCCAAAUCACAUUCUCUAUAUGUAUAGGUCUUUUAACUAUACUCAGAUCGAUCCAUCUCUAGGCCACAUGAUUGUCACUUUAGUUGCCAGGGUUCUAAGCUUUAGCAAUUCUUGUGUCAAUCCUUUUGCUCUUUAUCUGCUCAGUGAAAGCUUCAGGAAGCAUUUCAAUAAUCAGCUCUGCUGUGGGUGGAAGUCCUAUCAAGAAAGAUCAUCUAGAUGUCUACUCAGUUCCUCAGCAAUGCGAAUGACAUCUCUGAAAAGCAAUACUAAGAACAUGGUGACCACUUCUUUAGUAAAUGAGCACAAUAUGAAGCAGGAAAUAGCACUGUAAUUUCUACCAUUCAGCUUGCUACCUAGAAAGAGCUUACUUAUUUUUUUAUCUCCAUCAGAGCAUAAUUAAGUGGAUUUCCUUUUCUUAAUACUUAACUAAUUUGUUUUUUUAAAAUAUUUUAUUUUAUUUAUUUAUUCCCUUUUGUUGCCCUUGUUUUUAUUUUAUUGUUGUAGUUAUUAUUGUUGUUGUCGUUGUUGGAUAGGACAGAGAGAAAUGGAGAGAGGAGGGGAAGACAGAGAGGAGGAGAGAAAGAUAGACACCUGCAGACCUGCUUCACCACCUGUGAAGUGACUCCCCUGCAGGUGGGGAGUCGGGGUUCGAACCGGGAUCCUUGUGCCGGUCCUUGUGCUUUGCGCCACCUGCGCUUAACCAGCUGCACUACAGCCCGACUCCCUACUUAAC